AUGGUGGCUGAAUGUAAGGCUUUGAUCGCAGGGCUGAACGCAGCUAUUGAUUUGGAAUUGAAGCAACUUUGUUUUUACUGCGAUUACUAUUCGCUUUAUCAAUUUGUAACUGGUAGAUGGCUGCCCAAGAAGCGCAAGGUUGCCGCUCUACUCAGACAGAUAACUCAUCUUCAAGCACGUUUCGACUCUUGCUAUCCCAGGCUCGUGGCUCGACAUGAUAUCAAAUUUGCAUUCAAACUAGCCAGAGAGGCAAUAGUUCCUCAGAUCACACAAACUGAAGAUCCUGUCCCAAUGAAGCUAAAUGAGACUUGUGUUAUUUGUUAUGAGGAUUGUGAUGUUAAUAGGAUGUUUGCAGUUGAUGGCUGCUUGCAUCGGUACUGCUUUUCUUGUAUGAAACAACACAUGGAAGUGAAAUUACUUCAAGGUUUGGUGCCAAAGUGUCCGCACAAGGGUUGUAUGAUCGACCUCAACGUUGAUAGCUGCACAAAAUUCUUGACACCUAAAGAUAUGGCUACCAUGCGCCAACAUCUUAAAGAGGCUUCCAUACCAGUUUCUGAGAAAGUUUAUUGCCCAUAUCCGAAAUGCUCGGCUCUAACGACAAAAGGCGAGGCCUUGGAAUACACUAGAGAUGUUAUUGGUAGUGCCAACCAAUCUGGAUUGAGGAAAUGCAUGAAGUGUCAUGGUCUUUUCUGCAUCAACUGCAAGGUUCCUUGGCAUAAUCUCGUUUCAUGCAGUGACUAUAAAGGGUCAAGUAAUCUGGAAUUAGAAGAUGUGAAAUUGAAGUCCCUGGCAUCGACGUGCCUGUGGCGCCAAUGUGUGAAAUGUAAUCACAUGAUUGAACUUGCUGAAGGUUGCUAUCACAUGACUUGCAGAUGCGGUCACCAGUUUUGCUAUAAAUGUGGAGUGGAAUGGAAAGUUAAAAAGGCGACGUGUUCUUGCCCGCUCUGGGGUGAGGAUUGUAUCUGGAAUAAUGAUAAUAAUAGGGAAUUGGAUCUUGAUGGUAUAUACUUAGAUGAAGAAGAAGAAGAAGAAGAAGAGUUUUAUGAUUCAGAUGAUGAACAUUAUUAUAUUUGA
Molecule: messenger RNA, 1074 nt
Organism: Cucurbita maxima (winter squash)
Lineage: Eukaryota; Viridiplantae; Streptophyta; Magnoliopsida; Cucurbitales; Cucurbitaceae
Exons: 3
Coding region: 1-1074 (357 amino acids)
Biological process (GO): protein polyubiquitination; ubiquitin-dependent protein catabolic process; positive regulation of proteasomal ubiquitin-dependent protein catabolic process
Cellular component (GO): ubiquitin ligase complex; cytoplasm
Molecular function (GO): ubiquitin protein ligase activity; nucleic acid binding; ubiquitin conjugating enzyme binding
Source: RefSeq, a predicted model, not a curated record